This is a messenger RNA of Knipowitschia caucasica, 741 nucleotides long. NCBI's taxonomy places the organism in Eukaryota, Metazoa, Chordata, Actinopteri, Gobiiformes, Gobiidae. The record is from the annotation of a GenBank genome assembly.
AUGUCCAGGGGCUCGAGCGCAGGCUUUGACCGGCACAUCACCAUCUUCUCCCCCGAAGGGAGACUCUAUCAAGUCGAAUAUGCUUUCAAGGCCAUAAACCAGGGAGGGCUCACGUCAGUGGCUGUUCGAGGGAAGGACUGUGCGGUUGUUGUAACACAGAAAAAAGUACCGGACAAGCUUUUGGACGCUGCCACAGUCACUCAUCUUUUCAGAAUAACAGAUAAUAUUGGAUGCGUAAUGUCUGGAAUGACAGCCGACAGCCGAUCUCAAGUGCAGAGAGCUCGUUAUGAAGCGGCUAAUUGGCAGUACAAGUACGGUUAUGAAAUCCCCGUGGACAUGUUGUGCAAGAGAAUGGCUGACAUCUCCCAAGUUUACACGCAGAACGCCGAGAUGAGGCCACUGGGCUGUUGUAUGAUCGUCAUUGGAGUAGACGCAGAGUUCGGCCCGCAGGUCUACAAGUGUGACCCGGCUGGAUACUACUGCGGCUUCAAGGCCACCGCUGCUGGGGUGAAGCAGACAGAAGCCACGAGUUUCCUUGAAAAGAAAGUCAAAAAGAAACUGGACUGGACGUUUGAGCAAACUGUGGAGACGGCCAUUUCCUGCCUCUCGACCGUUCUUUCUAUUGACUUCAAGCCCUCUGAGCUGGAGGUGGGCGUUGUUACUACACAGGAUCCCAAAUUCAGGAUCCUGUCAGAGACUGAUGUGGACGUCCACCUCAUGGCUCUGGCAGAGCGGGACUGA